AUGGUCACCAAAUCAAAGGCUCGCAGCAGAUUCAGGGCCCCAAAAUCCCCGGAAGAAAUCGCUGCCCUCCAAGAACAACGCAGGCUGAAGAAGGAAGCAGAUGCAAACAAGCCUCCGCCUAGUACACCAGGUGCUGCUUUGCUGGAACGAGCAUGGAUCCCUUUUACCGUUGAGGGCGAAUCUAAUCUUGACCUCAAGAUUCUAACGUGGAAUAUCCUCGCGCAAUGUCUCGUUCGGAGGGAACUCUUUCCAACAAGCAACUGCCUCAAAGUCGGUCAAAGAGAGCCAAUGAUCCACCAAGAAAUACAAAGACUUGACGCGGAUGUACUCUGUCUUCAGGAAGUGGAUAGAAUGGACAAGCUGGGACCUAUGCUGGAGGCCGCGGGAUACUCUUACCGAUAUGCUACCGGGCCUAAGAAGCUUCACGGGUGCUUGAUUGCGUUCAAAGCGUCCAAGUUCGUCUUCGACGAGGAGAAGGUCGUCUAUUACGACGAUGAAGACGUGCGAUCCGAAGGCGGUGAAGCACACAGGCGGGGCAAGUCCUUUCAGACGCGGAACAUCGGUCUGAUCGUGGCAGUCAAGAGAAAAGAAAAUCCUGUUCAUGGAGUUAUCGUUUCCACUACGCAUCUGUUUUGGCAUCCACGACAGGCGGGAAUCCUCGUAAGGGAAGUCGCCAGAUUCAAGGCGAUAGAUCUUGGCCGUCAGAAUUGGCCAUGCAUCAUGGCCGGAGAUUUCAACUUUCCACCCGACGAUCCCGGCUACUCGCUUCUCACAGGAUUCCCCCUCCUACCCGGGCAAAAGGACCGCCUCCUUCCCUCCUAUGUCGUUCACAGGACCGUUGACCCGUCGAUCGCGCAAGACCAGCCCCAGGUGGCUGGUGACACGGAGGAAGGCGGGGAAGCAGAAGCUGUGGACCCGGAUAGAGUCAUCACGAAUGCGCGUCCUGCGCAACCGUCGGAUGGUCUGUUAGCCACUGACGAACUUGUUUCGUUCCACGGUCAAAACCUUCGGGCUCGUAGUGCUUACGCUAUCGGAUCGAGAAACCAUCUCGCAACACUUUCAGAUCCUUCGAAAUCAGACAACCCCAUUUACGGCUCGCACAAUACUGUCCCUGAGGAUAGACCAGGGUACUAUGAGCCUAAAUACACAAGCUAUACCCAUUACUGGCAGAGUGUUCUUGAUUAUAUUUUUGUCCUCGGUGACAGCCAGUUCCAAGUCGCAGGAUUUCUUGCUGCAUUAGAAAAAGAAGCCCUCGAACCCGGGCUGCCACAAAAGGGCGUCUGCGGGAGUGACCAUCUCCCGCUCGUUACACAGCUCAAGUUCGCGGUUUGA
Messenger RNA from Coprinopsis cinerea okayama7#130, 1332 nucleotides. RefSeq lists its product as hypothetical. The coding region runs from base 1 to 1332 and encodes 443 amino acids. Lineage: Eukaryota; Fungi; Basidiomycota; Agaricomycetes; Agaricales; Psathyrellaceae. Gene Ontology annotation, molecular function: poly(A)-specific ribonuclease activity. The transcript has 7 exons. The record is from RefSeq and is a predicted model, not a curated record.